This is a messenger RNA of Maniola jurtina (meadow brown), 2194 nucleotides long. RefSeq lists its product as uncharacterized. Bases 14 to 2194 code for a protein of 726 amino acids. Gene Ontology annotation, cellular component: extracellular matrix. The transcript is spliced from 11 exons. Lineage: Eukaryota; Metazoa; Arthropoda; Insecta; Lepidoptera; Nymphalidae. The record is from RefSeq and is a predicted model, not a curated record.
CAACCUUGUCAACAUGUUCUCUAAAAUCAUCACAUUGAGCGCCAUCCUGGCUGUGUCAGCCGCUGGACUUUUACCUACAGCUCACUACUCAAACGCUGCCGCCGUUUCUUCCCAAAGCAUUGUGCGUCAUGACCAACCCCACGGCAUCGCUCAGGUUGCCUAUGCGUCUCCUGUAGCCUACUCUUCUCCCAUUGCCUACGCCGCACCUCGUCUCUCCGGUCACGGUGCCGUCUCUUCCCAGAACAUUGUACGCCACGACCAAGGACAUAGAUCCAUUGCUGUAGCCGCCCCCAUCUCCUACGCCGCCGCCCCUGUGGCCUACGCUGCUCCUCGUCUCUCCCACGCUGCUCCCAUCGUUCACGCCGCUCCCGCCCAUGGCUACAUCGCUGCCCAGCCAGAACCCUAUAACACUCACCCCAGCUACGACUUCUCCUACUCCGUAGCUGACGGUCACACCGGCGACAACAAGUCCCAGCACGAGAGCCGCGACGGAGACGUCGUACGUGGCGAAUACUCCCUGGUCGAGGCUGACGGUUCCGUACGCAGAGUGGAGUACUCCGCCGACGCUCACAGCGGCUUCAACGCUGUUUUGGCUCUCAGCGCCGUUUUAGCGGUAGCAUCCGCUGGGCUUUUGCCUGUGGCAAACUAUGGCCACGCCGCUACCCUGGGCUACUCUUCACCAAUUUCUUACGCCGCUCCAGCUCAUGGUGCUGUUUCAUCACAAAGCAUCGUGCGCCAUGACCAAGGACAUAGAUCUAUUGCCGUAGCCGCCCCCAUCUCCUACGCCGCCGCCCCUGUGGCCUACGCUGCUCCUCGUCUCUCCAGCCACGGCGCUGUCUCUUCCCAAAACAUUGUACGCCACGAUCAAGGACAUAGAUCCAUUGCCGUAGCCACCCCCAUCUCCUACGCCGCCGCCCCUGUGGCCUACGCUGCUCCGCGUCUCUCCCACGCUGCUCCCAUCGUUCACGCCGCUCCCGCCCAUGGCUACAUCGCUGCCCACCAGCCAGAACCCUAUAAUACUCACCCCAGCUACGACUUCUCCUACUCCGUAGCUGACGGUCACACCGGCGACAACAAGUCCCAGCACGAGAGCCGCGACGGAGACGUCGUGCGUGGCGAAUACUCCCUGGUCGAGGCUGACGGUUCCGUACGCAGAGUGGAGUACUCCGCCGACGCUCACAGCGGCUUCAACGCUGUGGUCCACCGCUCCGCACCCUCAGUUCACGCCGCUCCUGCACCCGUGAUCGCGCACGCCCCUGCCCCGAUCGCCCACUCCGCCCCUAUUGUCCACGCUGCUCCCAUCGUUCACGCCGCUCCCGCCCAUGGCUACUCUGCCCCUAUUGUCCACGCUGCUCCCAUCGUUCACGCCGCUCCCGCCCAUGGCUACAUCGCUGCCCACCAGCCAGAACCCUAUAACACUCACCCCAGCUACGACUUCUCCUACUCCGUAGCUGACGGUCACACCGGCGACAACAAGUCCCAGCACGAGAGCCGCGACGGAGACGUCGUACGUGGCGAAUACUCCCUGGUCGAGGCUGACGGUUCCGUACGCAGAGUGGAGUACUCCGCCGACGAUCACAGCGGCUUCAACGCUGUGGUCCACCGCUCCGCACCCUCAGUUCACGCCGCCCCUGCACCCGUGAUCGCGCACGCCCCUGCGCAUAUUAUUUUGGUUCUGACCGCCGUUCUGGCCGUAGCUGCUGCAGGCCUCAUUGCCCAGCCUCACUACUCAUCUGCUGCUGCAGUCUCCUCACAAAACAUUAUCCGCCAUGACCAGCCCAACACUGUAGUCGCCGCUGGCUACCGCGCUGCCCCGAUCGCAUACCAAGCUGCCCCAGUUGCUUACCGUUCUGCCCCAGUUGCCUACCGUUCUGCCCCAAUCGCCUACGCUGCACCCGUAGCGCACUACGCCGCUCCCAGGAUUGUGGCCACGCAACAGGAGGAAUAUGCUCACCCUCAAUACGACUUCUCCUACUCCGUAGCCGAUGGCCACACCGGCGACAACAAGUCCCAGCACGAGAGCCGCGACGGUGAUGUCGUACAUGGCGAGUACUCCCUACUUGAAGCUGACGGUUCCGUACGCAGAGUGCAGUACACCGCCGACGCACACAACGGUUUUAACGCUGUCGUCAGUAACUCUGCCCCAAAUGCUCACGCCGCCACUGCCCCCGCACAAAUCCUCGCUCACCACUGA